This is a messenger RNA of Oncorhynchus kisutch (coho salmon), 2552 nucleotides long. RefSeq names its product protocadherin alpha-3-like. Gene Ontology annotation, molecular function: calcium ion binding. Gene Ontology annotation, biological process: homophilic cell-cell adhesion. Gene Ontology annotation, cellular component: plasma membrane. The record is from RefSeq and is a predicted model, not a curated record. Bases 162 to 2552 code for a protein of 796 amino acids. The transcript has a single exon. Lineage: Eukaryota; Metazoa; Chordata; Actinopteri; Salmoniformes; Salmonidae.
UGCGGACAUAAGAACAGAACGUGCUAUGAUAGUCAGAGAAUAAUUGUAUUAUUUUUCUGUGCUGAAACAUUGCAUUUCGUUAUGGAUCAUCAUGAGUUGGUCAUCUGAUCAUUAGGAUUGUGUUUUUUCAUUGUGGAUUGUGCUUACUUUUCUGUCUAACGAUGGGAGAUGGAAGACAAAGGCGCAGAUGGGAGUACUGGUGGGUUGCUGUGCGUUUCUCUCUUCUGCUGUGUUUGGGGGAGAAGGUUUCAGCACAGAUAAGGUACUCUAUUCCAGAGGAGGUGAAAGAGGGAUCUGUUGUUGGAAAUGUUGCAAAGGAUUUGGGUCUUGACGUCAGUACUUUGGUGGAGAGACGGUUUCGUAUUGUUUCUGGAUCUAAGGACGCCCUUUUCCACGUAAAUCAGAACAAUGGCGUCUUGUAUGUUCAUAACAAAAUCGACAGAGAGGAGCUCUGUGAUGGCAAUAUUGCAUGUUUGAUUAACCUGAAAAUGGUUGUUGAAAACCCUUUAGAAAUUCAUUAUGUAGGUGUCGAAAUCACCGACGUCAAUGAUCACUCUCCUAUUUUUCCUGGAAAUGAGCAGUAUUUGGAAAUAGCGGAACAUACCAUGCUAGGGACGCGCUUCCAAAUCCAGGCUGCACGGGAUCCAGAUAUAGCGUUAAACUCUGUCCGUUUGUAUAAAUUAAGUCAGAGCGAUCAUUUUGAAAUUGAGAUUAGAGACGAUGAAGACAAAAUACCUUUCUUAGUCUUGAAAAAAGCUUUGGAUAGGGAGCUCAAAACCAAACACAGAUUACUUGUUACUGCAGUUGAUGGAGGUAGUCCACAACGAUCAGGGACGGUCAACGUCACUAUUAAUGUGCUUGAUUCGAAUGAUAACCGUCCUGUUUGUAGUCAAGACACCUAUUCAGUGAGACUACGGGAAAAUGCCGCACUUGGUACUGUGGUUGUUAGGGUAAAUGCCACAGAUCUAGAUGAGGGUUCAAACGGUGAGUUGGAGUACACUUUAGGCAGAAACCUAAAGCGUAAAGUAUAUGAUAUUUUUGAACUGGAUAGCCUAACUGGAGAAAUUAAAGUCAAAGGUGAGGUGGACUUCGAGGACACAGAAGUUUAUAAACUAGAUGUACAGGCUUCAGACAAAGGACAACCUCCCUUAACUGUGGAAUGCAGAGCAAUUAUAAAGAUAAUUGAUGUUAAUGAUAACCAACCAGAAGUAGAGGUGACAUCACUGUCCAAUGUCGUUUCAGAAGAUUCAAAACCCGGAACAGUUAUUUCGCUCAUUAGUGUGACAGAUAAAGACUCAGGUAUUAAUGGUAAAGUUUUGUGUAGCAUCUCCAACAAUGUACCGUUUGAGUUAAAACCGUCAUAUGAAGAUAAUAUGUACUCCUUAGUGACCAAACACCGUUUAGAUCGAGAGCUAGUGUCUGUUUAUGACAUCACAAUAACUGCCACUGACUGUGGUCAGCCUCCUCUGUCUACAUUCAAAACUCUGAGCGUCCAGAUAUCAGAUGUGAACGAUAACAGUCCAGAAUUCUCCCAAAACCCCCUUGAGCUGUACUUAGUGGAAAAUAACGCCCCUGGUGCAUCGAUAUUCUCUGUAAGCGCCACUGAUGAAGACUUAAAUGAAAAUUCUGCGAUUUCAUAUCACAUAGUUAGAGGUGAAGGAACACUGAAUGAUAUGUCAUCUUUCCUCAACAUCAAUUCGGAUAAUGGUCAUAUUUCCGCGCUCAAAAGCUUUAAUUUCGAAACCCUCAAAACGUUCCAAUUCCAAGUUGUAGCAACAGACUCUGGGACUCCAUCUCUAAGCAGAAACGUCACAAUAAAUGUUUUCAUUCUGGAUCAGAACGACAACGCUCCAGUGAUCUUGUAUCCAGUCAGCGCUAACGGUUCCGCUGAAGGUGUGGAGGAGAUUCCCCGUAAUGUGAACGCAGGCCAUUUGGUGACUAAAGUGCGAGCCUAUGACGCUGAUAUAGGAUAUAACGGCUGGUUAUUAUUUUCACUGCAGGAAGUUACUGACCACAGUCUCUUUGCUUUGGACCGCUAUACAGGACAGAUAAGGACACUUCGGUCAUUCACAGAGACAGACGAGGCUGAGCAUAAACUGGCCAUACUGGUGAAAGACAAUGGGAACGUUUCACUGUCAGCAACAGCUACUGUGAUUAUCAAGCUUGUGGAGCCCAAAGAGGCUUUUGCAGCUUCUGAUGUUAAAAGUUCAGUAAAAGACGAGGAGGAGAACAGCGUUACAUUUUAUUUGAUCAUUACUUUGGGGUCAGUUUCAAUGCUUUUUCUCAUCAGUAUCAUCGUGUUGAUUGUAAUGCAGUGCUCCAAACCCACAGACUAUUCCUCAAAGUAUUUACAAGAUGUGAAUUACGACGGGACACUGUGCCACAGCAUCCAGUACAGGUCCGGAGACAAUCGGUACAUGUUAGUUGGACCCAGAAUGAGUAUAGGUUCUACAAUAGUCCCGGGCAGCAAUGGGAAUACUCUUGUGCUACCUGAACACAGGAGGAGAGCUUCUGGAGAGGUAAGAGCUGUUUCUAAGAAUUUCAAAAUUUGA